Molecule: messenger RNA, 1529 nt
Organism: Chenopodium quinoa (quinoa)
Lineage: Eukaryota; Viridiplantae; Streptophyta; Magnoliopsida; Caryophyllales; Amaranthaceae
Product: glutamine synthetase cytosolic isozyme 1-1-like
Exons: 11
Coding region: 173-1243 (356 amino acids)
Cellular component (GO): cytoplasm
Molecular function (GO): glutamine synthetase activity
Source: RefSeq, a predicted model, not a curated record
CGACUUCCUCCCACUAUUCUAUUCAAUAAAUAAUCAUAAUUUUUCUCUAUAAAAUUAGAACUUCUCCACGUCUCUGAAAAUCAUAUUCUGAAAGUCUCAUAAAAAGAGAAAGAUCUCUUUAUUAUUUUCCAAUCAAUCAUCCAAAUUUUUUCAUCCAAAUCCCAAAAAAAAUAUGUCGCUUCUUUCAGAUCUUGUUAACCUUAACCUCUCAGACUCCACUGAUAAGGUGAUUGCUGAGUACAUAUGGAUUGGUGGAUCUGGUAUGGACAUGAGAAGUAAAGCAAGAACACUCAAUGGACCAGUUUCUGAUCCAAAAGAGUUGCCAGAAUGGAAUUAUGAUGGAUCUAGCACUGGUCAAGCUCCUGGUGAAGACAGUGAAGUCAUUCUCUACCCACAAGCUAUCUUCAAAGAUCCAUUCAGGAGGGGCAACAAUAUUCUUGUCAUGUGCGACGCAUAUACCUCUCAAGGAGAACCAAUCCCAACCAACAAGAGACACGAUGCUGCAAAGAUAUUCAGCCAUCCAGAUGUAGCUGCUGAAGUGCCUUGGUAUGGUAUCGAGCAGGAGUACACCUUGCUGCAAAAGGACGUUCAUUGGCCCAUUGGCUGGCCUGUCGGAGGUUUUCCUGGUCCACAGGGCCCCUACUACUGUAGUAUUGGUGCUGAUAAAGCUUUUGGAAGGGACAUUGUUGAUUCACACUACAAGGCUUGCCUUUAUGCAGGAAUUAACAUCAGUGGAAUCAAUGGAGAAGUGAUGCCAGGACAGUGGGAAUUCCAAGUUGGUCCAUCAGUUGGAAUCUCUGCUGGAGAUGAGUUGUGGGUAGCUCGUUACAUUUUGGAGAGGAUUACUGAGAUUGCUGGAGUGGCUCUUUCUUUUGAUCCAAAGCCAAUUCCAGGUGAUUGGAACGGUGCUGGUGCUCACACAAACUACAGCACUAAGUCCAUGAGGGAAGAAGGUGGCUAUGAAAUCAUUAAACAAGCUAUUGAAAAGCUUGCAUUAAGGCACAAGGAACACAUUGCUGCUUAUGGUGAAGGAAAUGAACGCCGUCUCACUGGUAAACACGAAACAGCAAGCAUUUCAACCUUCCUGUGGGGAGUAGCCAACCGAGGUGCAUCAGUUCGUGUUGGACGAGACACUGAAAAGGAGGGAAAAGGAUAUUUCGAGGACAGGAGGCCGGCUUCUAACAUGGACCCUUACGUCGUUUCUUCCAUGAUUGCAGAAACCACCAUUCUUUGGAAACCAUAGAGUAUCAAGCUUCAAGCUUUAACCACCCUUUCUAUAUUAAGUCAUUUGCUUUAAAUCUGCAGCUGUCUACUCAAGCUGUUAAGAUUUUUCGAUUUUCUAUAUAUAAUGGCCAUUGAUUUUCUAUACAUAAUGGCCAUAGUGUAAGUCAUUGCUUUGCUUAAGCUGCUUUACAAGCUAAAUAACACCAAUUCCUUGCACUAAUUAGUUCCUAAAAAUUGUUGUAUCCUUUUCCUUCCAAACAAAUAUUGAAGAAAUAAAGUAUUUUAUAGGGCUAUUUACCUAUUUC